CAUCGGCAGCAGCAGCAGCAGCAGAGAAGAGAAAUCAACAUCGUUGUGAACUUAUGUAGACAGCAAAAAGUUGACGCCAUAGGCCAGACGAGAGACGAGAGACAAGAGCCAAGGUUUCUGCUCCCUUGGCCCAUUGAUUGGAUAAUUGAAAUAAUCUCGAAUCAGAUCAGCAGCAGCAAAAGAAUUAUUAGCAGCAGUAUUAACAAAAGCAAACGUCGAAAUAGUCCGUAAUCGUUAUCACACAAAAAAAGCAAAGCAAAGCAAAAGCAAGCUGAGCAGCAUGUCCUAGUAUUAGUUGACGAAUAGCUUGAGUUUGUGGGUGGAAACGUGGGCAAAUAUUUUUGCAGAGCAGGAGAAAUUCGAGUUCCAAAAGAAGCCGGAGCAGCAGGACCAGCAAAUGCGUCAGCAUGGCGUCCGGAGACGACACCAUUGACAUGGACAGCUCCUCGACAUCGCAGGCGAAACUGGCGGAACCGAAUGCCUCCUCCACCGACCAUGUGGGUAACUCGUCACCCGACCUCGGCAAUCGGCCGUUGCGGGAGCGACAGGUCAACAAGACGGACAAGGAGCGCAAGCUUGGACAUCGACGUGUUGGCGAAGGUGGCGAGAUUACCUACAAGAAGAUACAGACAUCGCAGAUUAUGGGCUCCAUACAGCUGGGAAUACAGCAUACAGUCGGCAGCUUGGCAUCGAAGCCCAAACGUGAUCUACUUAUGAUGGACUUCUGGGAAAUCGAGAGCAUUACGUUUCCGCCAGAGGGUUCUAGCCUUACACCUGCCCACCAUUAUAGUGAAUUCAGAUAUAAGAUCUAUGCACCCAUCGCUUUUCGUUAUUUUCGUGAUUUGUUUGGCAUACAGCCAGAUGAUUUUAUGAUGUCUAUGUGCACUUCGCCUUUGCGCGAAUUAUCGAAUCCUGGUGCUUCCGGCUCUAUAUUCUAUUUGACGGACGACGAUGAGUUCAUUAUCAAAACGGUGCAACACAAAGAGGGUGAAUUUUUACAAAAACUACUGCCUGGUUACUAUAUGAAUCUGAAUCAAAAUCCGCGCACGUUAUUGCCGAAGUUCUUCGGUCUCUACUGCCUGCAGACGAGCAAUGCCAAAAACAUUCGAUUGGUGGUCAUGAACAAUCUGCUGCCAUCGGCGGUGCGAAUGCAUCUGAAGUACGAUCUCAAGGGUUCGACGUUCAAGCGCAAGGCAUCGAAAGCGGAGCGUGCCAAGAAAUCGCCAACGUACAAGGAUCUCGACUUUAUGGAACAGCAUCCCAAUGGCAUAUUCCUCGAGGCGGAAACCUAUUCGGCGCUCAUCAAAACCAUUCAGAGGGAUUGCACAGUGCUCGAAUCCUUCAAGAUUAUGGACUAUUCGCUGCUGCUGGGCGUGCACAAUUUAGAUGUGGCACUCAAGGAGAAGCAGAGUGAGCACCGGAAGCCGAUGAAAGCACCGCUGGCCGAGGACUCGGAUGUGGAUGAACCACUCGAGGAGUCAGAUGCCAGGGAUCGAGACACAGCAACGGGCAUCAGCAGAAACAAUGUGGCAUACAGAUCGGUGAAUCGACAGCGACUCGUGGCACACUCGACGGCCAUGGAGAGCAUUCAGGCGGAGAGCGAGCCCAUCGACGACGAAGAGGAUGUGCCACCUGGUGGCAUUCCAGCGCGCAGCGAGAAGGGCGAGCGUCUGUUGCUCUACAUUGGCAUCAUCGACAUCCUUCAGUCGUACAGACUCAAGAAGAAGCUGGAGCACACAUUCAAAAGCAUCAUACACGAUGGCGAGACCGUCUCGGUGUGUCGACCCUCGUUCUAUGCUCAAAGAUUUCAGAACUUUAUGGCCAAGACCGUAUUCCGCAAGAUACCAUCGCUGGAUCUCCCAGAGAUCAAAGGAAAUCACAGAAAAUUUCGUACCUUGGUAACCAGUUAUAUAGCAUGUCUCUCGAUCUCACCUCUAAAGCAUUCGCCGUCGAAGAGAAAAAGUCUCUCCAAGGCCAUACAACGCUCCAUCGACAGCGAGAACGAGGCCAUCCGACCUUCGCAUUCCCACAGUAGCGGCAAAAUCCAUCAGCCAACGAAGACGCCAACCACAGAGCCCACGUCUGCAGGCACAAGCUCGGAAAGGGAACGCGAACGGGAUCGGGAUAGAGACCGGGAUCGUGAUCGCGAUCGAGAGAGCGGACGCCAUUCGAGUGCCGCUAGCCAGAGCAAUGUGCCACCGCCAGUGCGGCAACGUGCGUCCACCUCCGGAUCGGCAGCUGCUCCAGCGGCGAGCAGCAACCUGAAGGCGCGUGUGCCGCCGCCAGUGCCACCGCGAGGAUCGCCGCGACGCAAGGACACACAGGACAGUCGGGCACACUCGACCACGCCAGGCACAACUCCAUCAUGCAGUUCAACACCUCCCCCUGCCUUUGACGACAUCUCCGAGGACAGUUCGAACAAGAACAGCACAUCGUCGAUGGGUCGCAGGUCGCAUCAUCAUCAUCACCAUCAGCAACAGCAGCAGCAACAGUCGAGUCAGUCCAGUCAUUACUAUCAGCAACAGCCACAGUAUUUGGAUCGUAAAAUGAACAUUGGUCCCGCCUAUCGAGGCUCCUACAAGGAGGAUAUCGUUAGCGUUUCGGAGGUGCAUUUGGACACGUUUCUGGCGGUGGACACAUCGUCGAGCAGUCACUAUGGGUCACGUGGUGGCCUGGCCUGGACGCCACCGGCAUCAGGUGAGGGCUCGACACCCACUUGGACAGAGGGCACACCCAGUUUUACGGACUCCAGUUCGAGUGGUGAUCUCGACAACUUCUCGCCCAUAAACUCAUCUAAAAUCGAUCGACACAAGCCGACGGUGGAAGAUGCCAUCAACUCUCUGUCCUCGGGAAUGAUCAACUAACAUAGCAUGCGCUGAUGGAUGAAUUGAUAACACACAAGACACAACAAGAACAACAACAUCAACCAGAACAACAACAACAACAACAACUACUUCUUAUAUACAUGGUGCGAAUAGAUAUUGUAUUGAUCGGAAUGAAGUUGUGUAUUCGAGUGCACUUGUAUAGCUAGGAUAUAAUCAAAAGUAACGCGCCCUAUUUUCCCCCUUCCUCGUAGAACUCCAAGUACCACAGUUUUACAGACACAUCCACGACUCGUUAACGAAAUAUCGACUAUAGAGACGCAUAUACUAUA
Molecule: messenger RNA, 3154 nt
Organism: Drosophila nasuta
Lineage: Eukaryota; Metazoa; Arthropoda; Insecta; Diptera; Drosophilidae
Gene: PIP5K59B
Product: Phosphatidylinositol 4-phosphate 5-kinase 59B
Exons: 17
Coding region: 408-2864 (818 amino acids)
Biological process (GO): phosphatidylinositol phosphate biosynthetic process
Cellular component (GO): plasma membrane
Molecular function (GO): 1-phosphatidylinositol-4-phosphate 5-kinase activity
Source: RefSeq, a predicted model, not a curated record